GAGUGGAGCAGGCACUAAAAUGGCAAGACCAAUGGUUGAGUGUCGGCCCAGUAUAUAAACAGGGAGCAAAGACCUUCAGAACUGGGUGACCCCUAAUUUGGCCGCAGUGAACAGGAUCUGAUCCCAAGGACUGUUACCUCUAUUCUUGUCUAGUGUGCAGUGUUAGAAAAGCAACCAUGCCUUUCGGAAACACCCACAACAACUUCAAGCUCAACUACAAAGUUGAGGAUGAGUAUCCUGACUUGUCCAAGCACAACAACCACAUGGCCAAGGUUCUGACCAAGGAAAUGUAUGGCAGGCUGAGGGACAAGCAGACACCUAGUGGCUACACCGUGGAUGAUGUCAUCCAGACUGGUGUUGACAACCCCGGUCACCCCUUCAUCAUGACUGUUGGCUGUGUUGCUGGUGAUGAAGAGUCCUACGAGGUUUUCAAGGAACUGCUGGACCCCAUCAUCUCUGACCGUCAUAGUGGAUACGGCCCCAAUGACAACCACAAGACGGAUCUGAACUUCGAGAACCUGAAGGGUGGUGAUGACUUGGACCCCAACUACGUUCUGUCCAGCCGUGUCCGUACUGGCCGCAGCAUCAAGGGAUUCACUCUGCCACCCCACAACAGCCGUGGCGAGCGCAGAAUAAUUGAGAAGCUGUCCGUCGAGGCUCUGACCAGCCUGGAUGGUGAGUUCAAGGGAAAAUACUUUCCCCUGAAGUCUAUGACUGACGCUGAACAGGAGCAGCUCAUCGCUGAUCACUUCCUGUUUGACAAGCCCGUCUCCCCCCUUCUCACUUGUGCUGGCAUGGCCCGUGACUGGCCUGACGCCAGAGGCAUCUGGCACAACGACAACAAGACUUUCUUGGUCUGGGUGAAUGAGGAGGAUCACCUGCGUGUCAUCUCCAUGCAGAAGGGUGGCAACAUGAGGGAGGUCUUCAAGCGUUUCUGUGUUGGCCUUCAGAAGAUUGAGGAGAUCUUCAAGAAGCACAACCACGGCUUCAUGUGGAACAAGCAUCUGGGUUACAUCCUAACAUGCCCCUCCAACCUAGGGACUGGUCUGCGUGGUGGCGUCCAUGUCAAGCUGCCUAAGCUGAGCACGCACCCCAAGUUCGAGGAGAUCCUCACCAGGCUGCGUCUGCAGAAGCGCGGCACAGGUGGUGUAGACACCGCCUCCGUGGGCGGUGUGUUCGACAUCUCCAACGCCGAUCGUCUGGGCUCCUCUGAGGUCCAACAGGUCCAGAUGGUGGUUGAUGGUGUCAAGCUGAUGGUGGAAAUGGAGAAAAAGCUGGAGAAGGGAGAGGCCAUUGACAGCAUGAUCCCUGCUCAGAAGUAAAGAGGAACAAUCAUGUUUCCCCCCCCAUGACCAUGUCAUGUGCAAUCGAGCCAACUGGUGUGCAUGCAGGGGACACGACAGCUCAUUGAGAGACUCUUGACUCUGCUCACGUCCUAUUUGUCCUUCCAGCUUUUUCACAUUCUCUCUCGUGUUGGUCGGUAACAUCCUAGGAUCGAUCCCCACUCGGCUAGGCUUGCCUGGCAAACGUGGCAUUACCUACUUUGUGGUAUAAAAAGUAAUUAUUAUUGGAACUGUUCACUGCUCAAUAAAAAAAAAAGCCCCAUUCACAAAUUCA
Molecule: messenger RNA, 1617 nt
Organism: Phyllopteryx taeniolatus (common seadragon)
Lineage: Eukaryota; Metazoa; Chordata; Actinopteri; Syngnathiformes; Syngnathidae
Gene: ckma
Product: creatine kinase, muscle a
Exons: 8
Coding region: 177-1322 (381 amino acids)
Biological process (GO): phosphocreatine biosynthetic process
Molecular function (GO): creatine kinase activity
Source: RefSeq, a predicted model, not a curated record